Cimex lectularius (bed bug) is the source of this 3166-nucleotide messenger RNA. It is a transcript of the gene Ptp36E, whose product is annotated as receptor-type tyrosine-protein phosphatase kappa. Lineage: Eukaryota; Metazoa; Arthropoda; Insecta; Hemiptera; Cimicidae. Gene Ontology annotation, biological process: protein dephosphorylation. The transcript is spliced from 16 exons. Gene Ontology annotation, molecular function: protein tyrosine phosphatase activity. The record is from RefSeq and is a predicted model, not a curated record. Bases 211 to 2082 code for a protein of 623 amino acids.
GACUCGGAAAGGCUCGAGUCGUCCGGAGAGGAAAAGGGAGGCAAACUGUCUUCGUCGCGACCGAGCGGCUCGGCGGCCGGUUCGUCCGGCCAGCUGGGCAAGCACCGCUCCAAAUCCGCCCCGAGGCACACCCACCGCGGCGAGAAGCCGAAGAAGAAGGCACCCCCGUCCGUCUCCCUCAUCUCCAUUCCCAACACCAUCAAACUUUCUAUGCUCAACAGCGGCCUCCUUUCGUUUGGAAGCGAAAACAACGGAGUCCUCUCGACAAUUCCAAACAAGCCGAUUGAGCUCAAAAACUUUGUUAAACAUUGCGAACAAAGACGUAAAUUUCCAGUUUUAUACAAACUUGAAUUCCAGACGGCAGUAAAAGUGGAAACCCACUCGUGCAGACAUGCUUCCAAAGUAGCGAAUAAAUUAAAAAAUCAAAAUCCAAAAUGCAUUCCUUAUGACUACAAUCGAGUUGUUCUGGAUGCUGUACAUGACGUUCCAGAUUCUGAUUAUAUUAAUGCUUCUUAUGUAGAUAGUUUACUAACUCCAAAUGCGUACAUAGUUACUCAGGGACCAACGGAAACCACAGUGAGUGAGUUCUGGAGAAUGAUUUGGCAAGAAAAAGCAAGUUGUAUCGUUAUGCUCACAAAAACAUUUGAUUUCAUCAAGGUUAUGUGCAUUCAAUACUGGCCGUCAGCCAAAGUAAAAAGUGAAACGUACGGAGAGCUCAACAUAUCUGUGCUGCAUGAAGAAGAAUUGGCCAAUUUUCACAUAAGAACUAUUAAAGUCAUCAACAAAUUGAAUACGAGUGAAGAGGAGGAAAGGAUACUGUUACAAUUCCACUACACCGAGUGGCCCUGCCAUACGUGCCCGUUCUCCAAUGCGAUUCUGGAAUUCAGACGAAGAAUGAGGGCCGUAGUGGGAUCUCGGACAAAACAAGGAGGUCCAAUCGUUGUCCACUGCAACGAUGGAGGAGGACGGUCCGGUGUUUAUCUAGCUAUAGACGCCAACUUGGAACUGGCAGAAGAAGAAGAUUGUUUCGACGUUUUCGGAUAUUUGAAAAUGUUGAGACAAUCUAGAAAAGGAAUGAUAGAAACUCUUGAUCAAUAUAAGUUUGUGUAUGAUACGCUAGAAGAAUUUAUCGUUUGUGGUAUCACAUGGUUUCCGGUGAAAGAACUGUCUCAACGUCUCAAACAGAAGUCGUUGAAAAAUGCUACUACAAAAAUGAACGAAUAUCAAAGAGAAUACCAGCUAAUAUGUAAACAAACUCCUAGGUUUACAAUUGGAGAUUGUGCAGGAGGUCAUAGAGGGGAUAACCGAGAAAAAAAUCGUGAUGUUCUUAUUGUACCCCCUGACAAUUUUAGACCAUACCUGACAUCCUUUCAAGGGAACAGUUUUACCGAUUACAUAAAUGCUGUGUUUGUGGAUGGUUACACAAAACCUCGUGAGUACAUUGUUACAGAGUGGCCCUUGAAACAUACUCCAGGAGAAUUUUGGUCACUUGUUUAUGACUACGAGUGCUCUGCAGUAGUCGUCCUCUGCAUUCCUCCACACGGAUCACAACACUACCAAGCUUUCUGGCCAGAAGGUCGUCAUUCCAAGAAAUAUGGGCCAGUGUUUACAAUAGACCACAUAUCUCACAACCACUAUACCAAUAUAAAAACAUGGUUGUUGAGAAUAAACAAAAAGAUAGUAUCGCUUACUGAACUUAUGGCUGGUGUGAAAGCUCCCCCGAGAACGGUCCAGUUAUUUCAACUUACAUGUUGGCCCAUGGGUCACAGAGUGCCAACGUCGACAAAUUCUCUUGUUGAGUUAAUGAACAUGGUGGAAAGAUGGAGGCAGAGGACAGAUUACGGGCCUGUUGUAGUUGUUUCGCCAGAUGGCACUGGAAGGUGUGGAGUAUACUGUGCAGCUAAUGCUUGCAUCGAGCAAGUGAUACAACAUGGAGAAGUUGAUAUUUUCCAAGCAGUUAAAGCAGUCCGCAGGCAUAGACCUCAACUGAUUGAAAACAUGACUGAAUACAAAUAUUGCUAUGAUCUGGUUCUGCAUUACGUCCUGCAUUAUCUCAACAAAGACUUGAAGGAAAAGAAAUAAUCUUCAAUACCAAGAAGAUGUUGGAAUCAUAAUUUAUGCCGUUCAGUCGAAAGGAUCGUCGUCCAGGGAUUGUACUGAACAUAUGGACGAUUGUGGAAAAAAACGGAGACAAAGAUUUAGAGAUUUCUCUGUCAACUUUUGAGCAGGGAAAUGUAUCGUCAUCGCAAUAAUUGUGAUUUUGUGGAAGUUUUUUUUUCUUGCGUUUGCCUAAAAUUGGUAUAAAACGUGAUUUUGAACAUGCUAGGCACUGGAGACUCACAUAAUCUUUAAAAAAAAAAAACUAUUUUAUUUCUUAGAAAUAAAUGGGAAUAUGCUUCAUAAAAUAAAAUUUAAAAAUGUACUCAAAGAAUUUUGUUUUUAAACUGGUAAUGCUCCAUUUAAAAUGAAAGCAUUACAUAGUAACAGAAUAUUUUUAAUUUAAAAGAAAGAUAUUUUAUUUGAUAGUUUAUUUUUAGUUUUACAUAAGUUAUAAUUGGUUGAAAUUCCUAGAAGAAAAGCAUAACUGUCCAGUGUGUUGCUUCACACAAACGCACAAAAUACAAAACAGAAGAAAAUUACAUUUGUUUGUACAAAAUUGUCAUUUGUUUCAUGACAUUUGACUUAUAUUUAAUUCAAAAUAAAAGUUAAUGGGCACAAUUUAAAGAACCAAUUGUGAUUUUUCUUAUUAUUAUGUAUCUAUAAAGUAACGGAGUGAUGGAACAAAAUUGGAUUUUUUUCUCAUAAAAGUAUCGAAUGUCAAGAAAAAAUUGAUAACUAUUUCAGAAAGAGUGGCUGUUGAUUAUAUUUAGAAAUUAUUAAAUCCUCCCCUAAAUAAUUGACAUAUUAUCAAUAUUUCCCAAAUUUAUAAUAUGAAAUUUUUCAAGUUUUGAUCUAUAUUAUGUUUUUGUAUUUUAACUUUCUUAUAGCAAAGGUCUUACCCAGUGGAAAUUGCUACUGCAAUGUUUUAGAUGUUUAUUUUUGAAUAUUACAUACAUGGACUGUUUUGUUGUUGAACAACAGUUUUUGGGUUAACAAAUUGAUUACAUAUUUGGUUGGUUUUUUUUACAAUAAAAUUAAGAUACUUGUUUUAGCCCAAAAAAAAGAA